ACCUUCUUCAACUUUGGAAUCCUCCGCCUCCUCCUAUGGCGGCGACGCGCCGUCCCUCGACUGAUUCCCCCGCGGCUGCCGCCGCCUCUCCCGCUAUCGCCGCCGCGGCCACCGCCUCUCAUCACCUCGUCCUCGCCGAGAAGGCCCUCGAAUUUCUCCGUCGCCGUGUCUCCCUCGACUCCCUCGCUGCCUCCUACACGCCCGAUGCCGCCGUCCACACCCUCCUCCUCGCCCAGCCUCACCGCCUGGUUCUCCUAUCCUUCCUCCGCUGGGCCACGCCCCUCCACUUCUUCUCCUCCUCCCUCCGCCCGCAAUCCCUGGCCCUCCACCUCCUCUCCCGCCUCCGCCACCUCCCCGCAGCUCUCUCCCUCGCUCGCCGGCUAGCCACUCGCUUCCCAGCCCCCUCCCUCUUCCACUCCCUCACCUCCACCCUUCCCCUCCUCCGCCCCGCCCCUACCUCCCCCUCCGUCGCCUUCGACCUCCUCAUAAGAUCCUACUCCUCCCUCUCCCUCAUCCCUCAAGCCCUCUCCGUUCUCGCCCUCACCAAAAACGUCGGCUUUUCGCCUUCCCUCCUCUCUUUCAACUCCCUCCUCGACGCCAUGUUCCGGUCACGCCAAACCCCUCUCCGAGCAAUCGACAACUUCCUCGCCGACAUGGCAAGCUCCGACGUCUCCCGGAACGUCUACACCUACAACAUCCUCAUCAGAGGCUUCUGCUCCCGUGGCGAACUCCACCGAGCAUCCGACUUGCUUCCCGAGAUGGUGCACGCAGGGUGUUCGCCCAAUGUCGUCACCUACAACACACUCAUCGAUGGCUUGUGCAAGUCAGGGAUGAUCGACGAUGCCAUGUCCCUGCUGAGGACAAUGAAGGAGAAGGGGCUCAAGCCAAAUUUAAUCACCUGCAACUCAAUUGUCAAUGGAUUGUGCCGCAAAGGGCGAUCGAAGGAAUCAAGGAUCGUGCUCGAUGACAUGGCAAGAGAAGGGUUGACUCCUGAUUCCAUCACCUACAACACCAUUGUCAAUGGCUACUGCAGGGAAGGAGACCUCCAUCAAGCUCUGUUAAUGGAAGCAGAGAUGGCUCACAAGGGAGUGGCACCCAAUGUUGUCACCUACAAUUCAUUGGUGAAUGCAAUGUGUAAAGAUGGCAACAUGAGAAGAGCCAUGGAGCUCGUCGGUCGAAUGAAAGAACGAGGGCUUGAGCUCGACGAGUUCACUUUCACGACUUUGAUCGACGGGUUCUGCAAGAAAGGGUUCUUGGAUGAUGCCUUGUUGCUUCUGAAUCAAAUGCAGGAGAGGGGAAUUCAAGUUUCCAUUGUGAGUUACAAUGCUCUGAUAAAUGGUUACUGUUUGCUAGGAAGAACAGAAGAAGCUUUGCAAAUUCUUCGAGAAGAUAUGGAACGAUACGGCUUAGCACCGGAUGUAGUUACUUACAGCACAAUAUUGAAUGGCCACUGUAGGAAUGGAGACAUCGAUUUGGCAUUUCAGUUGAAUCAAGAGAUGCUCGAUAAGGGCAUCAUGCCGGAUGCUAUUACUUACUCUUCGCUUAUUCGGGGCCUUUGUGGAGCAAAAAGACUCGACGAUGCAUGGAAGCAUUUUCGGCAGAUGUUGCGGUUGGGUUUACGGCCGGAUGAAUUCACCUACACCACACUGAUUCAUGGCCACUGCAAGGAAGGAGAACUCGAGAAGGCUGUUCUCCUCCAUGACAAAAUGAUCAAGAAAGGAAUACUUCCGGAUGUGGUGACUUACGGUGUGCUUAUCAAUGGCCUCCGCAAAGUUGCUAGGACUAAGGAAGCGAAACGACUCCUGUUACGAAUGUGCUACGAUGAAUCUGUUCCAGAUUGUAUCGAGUAUGACAUACUGAUGGAGUGCUGUGGCAAAGCUGAGUUCAAGAGUGUAUUGUCUCUCUUGAAAAGCUUUUGUGCAAAUGGUUUGAUGAAUGAAGCUGAUAAAGUGUUUGAAUCUAUGUCAGAGAGGAACUGGAAGCUAGAUGCUACUGCAUAUAAUAUCGUCGUCCAUGGGCACUGUCGAGCGGGAAAUGUGAGUAAGGCGAUGAGCUUGUACGAGGAGAUGAUACAGGCUGAGUUUGAGCUGAACGCAAUUACCGCAAUUGCCCUCAUUAGGGCUCUUUCGAAGCAUAGUAGGAAUGAGGAAUUGAAUCAAGUGAUUCAAAGAUUGUUGGGCGGUUGUUUGCUAACCGAUGCCGAAACAUCAAAGGCUAUUGUCGAAGUCAAUCACAUGGAUGGCAAUAUAGAUGCUGUGUUGGAUGCUCUUACAAACAUGGCGAAGGAUGGAUUUCUUCCUAAUGGUAGCGAACUCAAAGGAUGCACUCGGUAAAUUAUGGUAUCGAAGGUUGUUCUCAUGUAUCGAUGAUGUAAGUCGAUAAUUAUUUAUUAAUGAUCUUGUUGAGAUGCACUGUUUUAGCUCACCAGAAAUUUCUACAAGAACAAGAUCCAUCUUUGAAAUGAUGAAAUCGAUUGGCAUCCCUCA
Molecule: messenger RNA, 2486 nt
Organism: Zingiber officinale
Lineage: Eukaryota; Viridiplantae; Streptophyta; Magnoliopsida; Zingiberales; Zingiberaceae
Product: pentatricopeptide repeat-containing protein At5g39710-like
Exons: 1
Coding region: 36-2333 (765 amino acids)
Molecular function (GO): protein binding
Source: RefSeq, a predicted model, not a curated record